GUGAUCAUGAGUAUGAUUGCUGCUAUCUUGGGUCCAUCACUAGGAGAUCAUGGAAAGUAAACUGGAUCGGAAGACCUUGAGAUCCGCGUGAGGAUCCUCGUGCCUUUUUUGUCUGGAAGUUGCUUUGUGUGCGAGAAUGAUGGCGAAGCAAUUCAACAAAGAAGAGCUUCUCUCUGAUGACCAAUUGAGCCUCAAUUUUUUCCUGAAGAUAUCACUGAUUCAAGGAAUUCAUCUUCUGAUCUUCUACGACAUCUCUAGUUCAUCGCUGUGCUGCAGUAAAUUGGGGUAUCCUGCGGUCUGCUCCAUACUUCGAUUUUUAAGGAGGACAUCUUUGUUCUUUGAUGACGACAAAAGGCGAUGAUUUUGCAAUCGGAAUGUGAUCGUCUGGCGCAUAUUGUCAAAGAAUGAGACAGGUUAACUUCCCGUCGGGCCCUUGCGUUCCUGCAUGAAUUGUAAUGAUUCUCCAGAUCAUUUGUCCGUCUGUGGGAAGGCUACUCCUUUUUGUACUUCUGCGUGCGGGUCUGAAGUCGUUUCGUUUAUCAUGUAAACUAUUUGUGAUUGUGCAAAAUAUGUACUUGCAAAAUUGAAAAUGCCCAGUGAGGGGUCUGAUCCUUUUGCCUCUUGUAUAUUUCGAUGGCUUCUAUUGGCACCGGAAGGAAUACUGGUCUAGCAGAUAUUGUGUUCAUGCGCUAGAACAAACGACUCAAACCCAAACGCCAGUGACGAACCCUGGGGGAUGCGCUUUUUAGGUAAAAGAAUAAGAGGACAUCCUGGACAGGCACAUCUUCGGGAUGCGCCGGCGUGUGUCACGCCUGCCGAAAUAAACUCUGGGCUCCUGGAAGUGCCCCGCGUGACCCUCUCAGCGGACCUCGAUCACAGGUACAGGAAUUUUCUGCGCGAGCACGAGAUUGCUGCAGUGGAUAUCGAAAAUGAAAUACGGACGGGUGCGGUAAAAGUUUUAGCCACGAAAAAGCAAGUGUCCGAACGUACUAGAAACGCCUAUAAGGCCCACGAAGCGACAUCAAACCUUUGUGGUCUUCAUGUUGAGGCGGCAGAUCCGCUUGCUCUCGCUGCGGACCGAAGCGGCUUUCCGCCUGCGCUCUUCGAAGAGCAGGUGUUGCGCUACCCAAAAUGCCACUUCGAUUUUCAAAGCCUCGUCCGAGAGAAUCUGCUCCGGGUGGAUGGGUUUGAGCAGUAUCAAGGCAAGUCUUGGGUCAGUACGGGGUUAGGCAGUAAAAAUGCGUCCACCCGGAGAAGUUCGGCGGCCGCACCGAAUGUGCCGUCAGUAGGCCUCGACGCGACGGCCUUAUCACCUUCCACGACGGCAAACUCGGCGCGCGAGUGGCAAGCCGCGGCACAGAGCUUGCAUAACCGCGUGCGCUGUUGCAAACCUUUGAUGGACUUGUACGAAGCUUUCAUCGCGGCUGUGAUUGGUCCGCAACUCAUAGAAGACAUCUAUUCUACUACAUCACAGAGGAUUACUGAAAGGGAGACAAAAAGCAUGAAUACUUCUGAUACAAGUAUGAUUGCGAAAAGAAAAACGCCGGGCGAAGAGAACGACAGCUCGUGCUCAUCGAAAGAACGAGGCGAAACUUGUAGUGAAUCCAUGGAAACGGGGACAGGAGAUAACCCUGCAACACAUUCAGCAAGAGAAGAAGAAUGCGUGACACUUUUAUAUCAGUAUCCGCCAACGCUUCGCGUCUUCUGCUGCGAGGCAAUCGAAGUUCCUGCGAAGAACAACAGCUCUGCUGCUACAGAAAAUUAUCAGGAUGAUAUGCGCUCUUUGACAGUGAAGGGCCCAGGCGAAGCGAAACCUAAUGAAUGUUUGUCGGCCACCGGUAUUAACCGCACUACCGCUGCUGCUACAAAAGAGAGAGGAGACGAUGCCGCUGCAGCGACAAAUAAUCCUUUUACCACGGGAGGUGAUCCUAGUAAAGAUGAACUCGAUGCCCGUGGUCCUCCUAUGAGACCUAAUGAACAAGUCGAUGCUGCUGCUCCACGAAAAAAGUACAGGUCACUGGGCCGCAUGCACAAUGAUUUGGAGUAUAACCAUCAGAUGGGUGAGGUCAACUAUUGGAUGCCUUUGUCUGACACCAAUAUAGAGAACACGAUGUGGGUGGAGUCACAAUAUUUAAAGGCGGAUUGGCGACCCAUCUUGCUCUCCCCGGGUGAGACAGCUGCACCUCCCGUCAGGAGAUAUUCUGGCUGCACAUCGCCAGCAAAGUCUGCCAUAUCUGCCGAGCUGGCUUUGAAACAGACCCCUAGCAAAACCACCUCCUUAGACUCCCCUUCCACUACAAUGAUGACCUCUACUGCUACCAGAAAUGAGGAUGGUGAAAGUCCUGAGCGCAAUUCAUCGUCGCAGAUGGUUGACCAUGGCUGCGAAAAAAAUAGUUCUCCCUCGGGUGAACCUGCAUCAACUCUGGACGCGAAGAAUUACCGCACUGUAACUACCACUACCGAAUAUGCUGAGGUCCUCCGAUUUCAUGGCACCAGUUGCAGGCAUUUCACACGACGCAAUGGAAGUGGGGUGAUACGCGUGUCAAUGGAUUUUAGGUGUGCGUUGGAAAGUCAUUUUGACCCUAAUUUUCGGACAGCUUUCAGUAACCAUCAGCAUGAAAGACGAAAGAUGCGUUUUAAGUUGAAUUAUUUGCCGUCAUCAAAGGACUAUGCAUCUCCAUGACGCUUAAUUAUUCUAACUUUCGUAUGCGCAGAUAUACGAAGCCGUGUGAGAUUCACUGGCACAGCGAAC
Messenger RNA from Amoebophrya sp. A25, 2752 nucleotides. The record is from the annotation of a GenBank genome assembly. NCBI's taxonomy places the organism in Eukaryota, Dinophyceae, Syndiniales, Amoebophryaceae.